Molecule: messenger RNA, 2511 nt
Organism: Prorocentrum cordatum
Lineage: Eukaryota; Dinophyceae; Prorocentrales; Prorocentraceae
Source: the annotation of a GenBank genome assembly
AGCCACUUUGGCUGGAGCCGCCCGGGGGGUCGCGGGCGGGCCCCUCCGCGGGGGCCCCGGCGCGGCUGCCGCGCCCGCGCCCCUGCGUGCGCGGGUGCCCCGGGCGGGGCGGGGAGGCGCGAUGAUGUCCUGCUCGGCGUGCGGCUCCACGGACCUCGUGCUGAACCCCAGCAGGGGCGACACGGUCUGCGGCACAUGCGGCGAGGUGCUGGAGGAGCGCAACAUGGUCGUGGACGUCUCCUUCGGGGAGGGUGAGGGCGGCGCGAAGUAUUUGCAGGGCAGGACGUUUCAGAUCACGACCAGUCAGGAGAGGGUCACCAGCAAGGGGAUCGCGGAGAUCUGCAAGAUCGCCAGCAGCCUCGACCUGGACGCGACCAUCCAGGAGCCAGGACGCCGAAUACUGACCCUUGCGGUUCAGAAGGGCUUCAACCAGGGCCGGUCUACCAAGUUGAUUGCCUCCGCCUGCCUUUAUCUUGCGUGCAGGCGUAGCCGCUCCCACCACCUCCUGAUCGAUUUCUCGGACCACUUGCGGAGACCGGUCAGGGAAAUCGGUGGGACAUACGUGAAGCUCAUGCAGCGGCUGCUGGGAAAUCACGCCCGCUUCCCUCUGGACGCGGGGGCGCCGCUGAUGGAGAUUCCAGUAGUGGACCCUUCCGUAUUUAUCGAGCGAUUCGCCCGGAAGCUCUGGAAGGCCAUGUGCCUCAAGGGGCACCCGAUGAAACAUUUGAUGACGGUCGAGGACUGCGCCUGCAACGCCUGCGGUCUCCAGAUCGCUGGCAGCUCCUGGAUAUUCUCGUGCAGCUCGUGUAAGACAUUCGUGUGCGAGCAGUGCCAGAGGGAAGCGAGUGCGGACAUGAUGGUCUCACAGGAAACAGCCCGCACUCGCAAGCAGGUCCAGAACACAGCGAUGCGCCUCAUCCAGUUCAUGCACCGCGACUGGACACCACGUGCGACGAACAUAUCCAUACCUAUGCGUUCGCGCUCCGGACACCGAGGCACGAUCUUUUGGACACGAGAUUCAGUGGAUACGUUUCGCGCGGGGCAUCCGCGCAAAGCCGCUCUGCUUCUUGGGAUCGCGGCGUGGGGGUCUAGACCACGAGGCCGAGGAUAUGGAUCCCAGCCCGCCAGGAUAUGCGUGGGGCGACGCCCGAACGGCCUCGUCGGGGCGGCGCUGCUCAUCGCGGCGUUCUACCACAAGAUCGGCUUCUCUGCCGGGGACAUCUCGGAGGUCGUCAGGAUCGGCGAGGGGACGCUGCGGCUGCGGCUGAAGGAGGUCAUGUCCACGGCCGUGUCCUCCAUGAGCCGCGAGGAGUUCGAGCGCCAGGGCGACGCCCUGGUGGCGGACCCGGGCGCGCGGCAGGGCGACGGCUCCGAGCAGCCGCCCUGCCUGAAGAGGCGCAUGCUGAACGAGCGCCAGCGGCAGAUGCUCCGGCGGGCGCUUCCGGACGCGGGGCCGCAAGCGACGCCGCCGGCCCUGCUCGACGGCGCGGCCGCGCCCGCGAGCGCGGCCCCCCUGCUCGGCGGCGCGGCCUCGGCCAGGGGCCCCGCGGCCGAGUCCGCGCCCGCGCUCUCGCAGGUCGAGAAGUUCACCGCGCGGGAGCCGUCCGCGGAGCUCAUCGAGGACAUCGCCAGGGACGUGGCGCGGCACCACCGCGUGGAGGGCCUGCUCGGGGGCGAGGCGGGCAGCGCCGCUUCCGAGGGCGCCGCCUCCAGGAUCGAGGGCCUGCUGGCUGGGAGGCAGUUCGAGGCAGAGGCGGCACAGGGCCAGCCCUCGGCGCCAGGCACCCCUAAGUCGGCGGCGGCCGCCGGGGCUCACGAGGAGAGCCUCAGUGACAUGGACGACGAGGAGCUGGACUCGUACCUGCUCCUGGACCCAGAGGAGCAGCAGCACAAGGCGGAGAUCUGGCACGAGGUCAACAAGGACUACCUCGAGGAGUGGCACCUGCGCAGCCGCGAGGCGCGGCGGAAGAGGGAGCAGCAGGAGCAGCGCUCCCAGAAGGCGGCCUCCGACGCCGGCGCGGCCAGCGACGCGGCCAGCGAGGCGGGCAGCGCGCGGACGGGCACGAGCGGCGCGUCCGGGAAGCGGCGGUUCCCCGCCGCCUCGUCCUGCACGCAGUCGGCGGUCCUGGCGCUGACGAAGAAGGGCAAGGUCAACAAGAAUCGGAUCAACAUCGAGAAUCUGGAGAAGCUCUUCAACUUCGAGUGACCCGGGCCCAGGCGCCCUCCGCCGAGCAGAGUGGCGCGGCGUCUGAGCACCUCCGCGGGCCGCGGUGCCCUUCUCCCCCUCUUCCCUCCUCCGCCGACGUGGCCCCCUUCGUUCGCUGUCCUCUCCGCUGCCCUCGGGCGCACUCACCGCCCGCCCCCCUUGCCUGCUCCGGCCCCCUGGCAGAGCCGGGGCCGCAGGGCGUAGGGAAUAGGCGCGGGCGCCUCUCGCCUCGACGCCGAGAGGCAGGAUGCGGGCGGGGUGCGCGGCCUGCGCCGACGAGGGGCCCGACGCGCGCCGCGGCAGAA